CGGCCGAAAAGAACCCACACUCUCACUUGUUCACGUUUAACUCGUCCGCUUAGAAGUUGUUCGUGUCUUCUUGUGAGUCCGUCGCUUUUUGUGAGGCGGUUUGUGCGAAAAAAAGCGAAGAUUACAAAUUGGCUUCAAUUUAUGAAUUCGCGUGCCGUGCGGUUAGAAUUGUGCAAUUUUGGGUGCGUUCCGGUCCGGUUCGUCGGUGCGAGGCAGUGAAGUGACCAAAGUUGGUGGAAAUUUUGCGCUCCUGAAUCAGCCCUUUGAAUAAGAGAAGUCCAGUGAAAUAUAAUAUACAUACAUACCAGGAGAGGGACAGGGAGCGCGACAGCGUGCGACAGUGUUUGUGUGACAGAGAGAGCAAGAAAGGGUUCUCGAAGUAGCAGCAGCGGCGGCGGCAACUAAGAUUUCCUUCCUGAAAUAUACACACUUACCAAGCGAACCAGAUCACACCCUAAGGAGGAAACAACGUUCUAAUUGUACCAAAGCGUGGUGAGGCAGGGUGCUGCAUUUCACACGGAAAAAAUGUCGCUGUGGGCACGGGUUAACCAGCUGCCACAGCCCGUCCUCGAACAGAUUCGCUACAUCUAUGGCAGCAGCUUCCCCAUCGAAGUGCGACACUAUCUGGCCGAAUGGAUCGAGGAUCGAUUAAUGAACGCACCCACCUUCCAGCAUGACGUGGACGGGAGCUACGAGCAGGAGGCAGCCACCUUCCUGAACCAGCUGGUCAACGAGCUCGAGCGAACGGCCGUCAAUCUGCCCGAGGAUAACGUCACCGGGCGGAUCCGACUGAACGAAUCGGCCCGGAACUUCCGACAGGCUUUCUCCCACAAUCCCUCUCAGCUGUACACACACCUGCUCAGCUGUUUGCAGCGGGAACGACAGUGCGUAGCGUACCCGGACGAUUGCGUCCAGGUGCAGGACCCGGAGAUCGCCGAGGUUGUCAACGGCCUACAGCAACUGCAGAUGCUGGUGCGAGCAAACGAUGGCGAUAAUCGAGCUAUGGUUAAGGAUUACGAACAUCUGCUGCUGGAGGUCCACGAAAUUACCAAGAACAAGGCCCAAAUAGAAUCGAUCGAAAGUCCCCAGUUGCGGGAACAUGCGCGGAGUACACUGGCCCAACAGGAGCGGCAAGUCAAUGAAUCGGUUACCAUCAUCACCGGCAAGCGACUCAAUCUGGUGGAUAACCUGCGCAAAACCAUCCAACUCACGUCCCAGGUGCAGGACAAGGUUCUCCACAAAUACCUGACACAGUGGAAAAUUAACCAAGGUUUCGCCGGGAACGGUGCCGCCGGUAUGAGCUCCAGCAAUCUGGACACCAUUCAGACCUGGUGCGAAACGCUGGCGGAAAUCAUCUGGACCACCAAGGAUCAGAUCCGCCUGGCCAUGAAAUCCAAAUCCAAGCUGAACAUCGAGGAACCCAACUUGCCCGACUUUCUGCCCCAGUGUCUGGUGGAGGUCACCAAUCUGUUGAAGGGUCUCAUCACGACCACGUUCAUCAUCGAGAAGCAGCCGCCGCAGGUGAUGAAGACGAACACCCGUUUCGCGGCCACGGUGCGGCUCCUGAUCGGCAACACGCUCAACAUCCGGAUGAGCAAUCCGGUGGUGCGCGUUUCAAUUAUUUCAGGUACGAGCUGGGAUGCUAAGGGUCAGGCCCAGAGCACGCAACAGUCGAACAAAGCGUGCGACCAGACGUGCGGGGAAAUCAUGAACAGCACAGGAAAUCUAGAGUACAACGAAACCACGAAACAGUUAUCGGUUAGUUUUAGAAAUAUGCAACUUAAGAAAAUUAAGCGAGCAGAAAAGAAGGGCACAGAGAGUGUAAUGGACGAGAAGUUUGCCCUGCUGUUCCAGUCAAGUUUCGCCGUUGGUCACGGAGAUUUAGUCUUCUCGGUCUGGACCAUCUCGCUCCCGGUGGUUGUGAUCGUGCACGGAAACCAGGAGCCCCAGUCGUGGGCGACCAUCACUUGGGACAACGCGUUCGCCGACAUCAAUCGGGUGCCGUUCCACGUGCCGGAUAAGGUUUCCUGGAAUCUGCUGGCCGAGGCACUUAACACAAAGUUCCGCGCGUCGACCGGGCGAGCGAUGACCCCGGAGAAUAUGCACUUCCUGUGCGAGAAAGCAUUCCGGUCCAGCCUGCAGUACCCGGUGCCGAACGAUCUGACCAUCACGUGGUCCCAAUUCUGCAAGGAACCCCUGCCGGAUCGAACGUUCACUUUCUGGGAGUGGUUCUACGCGGCUAUGAAGGUCACACGGGAGCAUCUGCGUGGGCCCUGGAACGACGGAAGCAUAGUCGGCUUCAUCCACAAGUCCAAGGCCGAAGAUUAUCUGCUCAAGUGUCCGCGGGGAACGUUCCUGUUGCGGUUUUCGGACAGUGAAUUAGGUGGUAUAACGAUCGCGUGGGUCAACGAGAGCAACGACGGUCAGCCCCAGAUUCUGCACAUUCAGCCAUUCACGGCGAAGGACUUCGCCACCCGCUCGCUGUCCGACCGCAUACGUGACUUCGAGGAUCUGUUCUAUCUGUAUCCGAACAAGCCGAAGAACGAAGCGUUCGAGAGGUACACGACGCCACCCGGUCAGCCGCGCAACCGCAACUAUAUCCCGUCGGAAGUGCGCGCAGUGCUCAUGCCGGGACCUCCCAGUAGCAACGCCUCGAUUAGUAGCUACCCGAAUACACCCAACUCGUAUAAUCACCUGCAAUCGCCGGACGCCUCCCGGGAUACGCCCACCAGCGGCUACAACCUGGAACCCGAUCCGGUGAACCAGCUGCCCUACCAACAUCAGCUGGACGAUCUGGGGCUGGAGAACAUUGACAUGUUCUCAUCGUCGUACAAUUAAGAAGAAUCUUUUUCGAAUCGAACGCGAGGUGUGUGGACAUCAAAAAGCCAUCCCAACCUAGCUCUAGCUAGCAACCUAUUACUACAACUACAAUUACUAAUGUUACAAACUGCUACACUUAAACACACCGCUGGAACGAAUAUCAAAAUAAGUUUUUAUCUCUUUGUUUAGUAGGAUCUUCCAUCUUAGUUUUAUGUUUAGUGUUCUUUAAAAAAAACCAGUAUCAAGUUGUAUAACGAUUGACUGCUGAAUGUAUUGGUAUGAUGAUGAUGCGUGAUGCUCUCUCGUCUUCUGAUGCUGAUGCUGACUGCGAUAAGUGUGUAUCCUUCUUUUGCCCCGUAGAAUGUGUGCCCCCUUAGUGGACUGUAUUCCUUGUUUUCAUCCCCUGCCUUAGUAGAGAGAAAGAGGGGGUAUGUGGCACGCGAAUGCAAAGCAUGUAAAUGUUACGUUAGAACUUUCUUUUUUUUUUAUAUACAUCUAUUGGAUUGAUCCCUCCCAAGAAAACAAAAACCUGAUUCAAAACCAGAGGUACUAUAAGCGGAAAGAGAGUCGAGGAGUAAAGUUAGUAUUUUUGUUUGUUUGUUAGCAGUUCUAGGGAAGGAUGCGAGAGUAUCCCAAACAAAGUAGAUUUAAAGCAUAAAAAUAGUACCUUGAGACGCGCGAAGUAACUGUAAGAUUCUACCAAUUUCCAUAUUCGUGUUGAAGAAAAAAAAUAAUAAAUAAAUAAACAAAGAAAAUGUACCAUUGCUAUCCACAACAACAACCAACCAAAACGGCAUGAGAUUUUCUUCACCGAAAAAAUGUGUAUUUGUGUUGUGAUUGCUACUUCUUUUUGUGAUAGAGAGGGAAGCAACUGAGUUUUGCUCGCUUAGUAAGUAAAACACAGAAAUAAAACUCUCUCUGAGUCUUGUAGAGGAAAUGCGAAUGACUUAAAACAGGUGAUCAAAUGGUUUCGAGAUUUGUAUAGAAGAUAGAAGUAAAUCGCGUAGCGUCAAGCUAAAUGAUGGUACUAAUGAAGAAUAAACAAGCAAACAACGAAAUAAGAAAAAACACAACAAUGUUAGCUAAAUUACAAUUGGAAACAGCACAGUUGAAUCCAUUGAAAAAAAAAUCAUCAACCGAAGAUAGACGAGUGCUUAACCCAUAUUAUUGUAUAGAAAAAAAGGCGUCCUUUAAAUUGAAAAUAAUUUUCAACUAACCGAAAAAUAGUGCAAUUUCUCGAAAAAAGUGAUAUUUUUGAUGCAAAAUAUUUUGGCUAGUCUCUCUGUUUCUCAUUCGAGUGUCAAAAAUCACCAAACAACAACACACAAACCCAUCCUCUCAGAAAAAGAUGGGGAUGCUGCGCAACAACAACAAAAAAAAAACCAUCAGAAAGGAAUCUAUCUUGUAUUUCAUAUGUGUCUUACUGUAGCAAAUGUUUCUCGUUACAAUUUGAACAAUAACACAUAACUUUAAAAUUUUAUCAUCAAAUUUUUAUUACCGGUUUAAACAUGAAAAGAGAAAAAAAAACAAGUGUAAACAAACUGAUAACCGAGUAGAUAUUUGUGUCUUUGUACACCCUGCGGUUUUCCCCCCGCUUCUAGAAGCGUAGAUAUAGCGUAGUGUUACGAAGGAUUGUCCACAGAGUCGUAUUGCGCCCAGAGAUUGAUCGAUUUAGCAACCCGUAGACGUACUUUCUUGUUUCCUACCCGAUGAGACUUGAAGAUUGUUCCAAGAAAGUUCAACCGAGGCGUGCGGCUAUUCUCAACUUCUUUCGAGUGGCACUGAAUGCUCGACCAAUACUCCAAGAAUACUCAGCGUUUUACGGUGUGGGAUGAAGUAGUUAUACAAUUUAUCUUAGAGUUGCGACCCUGAUGUCUAUGGUCUAUGUCUAGGUGUCUGCGUCCUAGCGCGAAGGAUCUUGUGCGUGUUUUUGUACCAAAGGUGACCAGACGUUUUAUUUCCCCAGAGGUCGUUGAAGAUAUUGAGGAGAGUGGUUUGCUGUUUGAGCAUCUUGUAGCCAACUCUAUCACGGACAGUGGAUUUGCUCACCAGAACGCAAGGCAAUGAAAAGUUGAUCGAUGAAAACCACGAGGCUACUGACAGAACUGAGGUUCGCGGAGACUAGUGCCGCCCACUUGAGGUUGCUGUGUCUUCUUUUCCCCAGUCCUCUGUCCCACAAGUCGGCAGAGGACUUGUUCUCAUUUUAGGAUUCCAGAAAAUCCGUCCAAAUGUCCAGAUUCCCCAAAGAUUUUCAAUAGGUUUCUGAUCUGGACUACGAGCUGACCACUCCAUAGCCAGGAUGUUUAUGUUUCUCUCGGAACUUAUGACAUAGUUUUCUUGUUUGAAUUUUUCUCUUCGCAAAAAUCCAAUCCAUACCAUGAGGCCUCCCCCUCCGUCGAUACUUGGGGAUCCUUUCAUCGACAUUCAAUUUGUUUCGUCGGAAAACACCGCAUCAUUCCAUUCUGUCCCGGAGUCCGUGCGCUGUCUGGCGAAUUCCGAUCGGGAUUGAAUGUGCUUUGGAGUGAGGUUAGACUUUUUGGUCUGUAGUUGUCCGGCCUUCUUGCAAAAUGUCCUGCCCAACGUAUCUUUCCAGUUUUGACCACUUCAUGGAGACUGGGGUCACCGGAGAGUUGCGCGAUCUCGUGGUUCAUCUCUCGUCUCCAUACUCCGUCCUCCUGCAUCCUGCUGAAGGUGGCUCCUGAUACACGUUGUUCAAAAAAUUCCAGUACUCGCAGGUUUGCAGGAAAUUGAUCCACUAACUCGAACUCAUCGCCAACGAUCAGUACACUACUGCCUAUUCGGACCCUGUCGUGCUUUGCUGCUGGGACAGACAAAAACGACGUACUCCGGCGUUUCCUCCCUAUCUCCACACUACGGACAGAGGGGUGACACUGCGUGCCCGAACCGAUGUGUGCGUAAUCACCGGAAGGGAAUCAUUCCGAUGAUUACGCACACAGCUUUUGUCGAAAUGGUCCUAUAAGCGCUGACGACUCGCAUGGUCAUGAGUCGGAAUGUGCUGUUCAUCUUCCUCCAAUUUCGGUGGGUUUCCAGAGUCACCAACCAGGCAGGGCCACCGUACCUCAGUAUCGACGAAGAUACGCUUGCCAAGAGGCGCCCCUUGCUGCUGCUUGGACUAGGAUUGGGUGAUCUCGGAUCGGUUUUCAGAAGAUCGAUCUUUUCCAUUCCGAUUUUCGAUUUUUUGGAUCGAUCUUUUUUACUCGAGAAAAUCGAGAAAAUCGAUUCUUUUGCUUUCGAUUUUUUCGAUCCUAGAUUUCAAUCUUUUUGUAGAUUUGUUUUUCAGUAUACAUCGAUUUCAAUCUCACCGAAGACCACCUAAUAUUUUUUUCAAAUAUAAUGUCAACAUUUGGAUCGCAUCUUCUACGAUUUACUUCCGUACAAAUGCUGACAGAGUUGUAAAUCAAGAAUCGGAUUCGACAAAAUGACAGACGUCUGGCACGAUUGGCUUUUAUGGGAUCGUUGUCAGCUGAGUUCUGGGCAGAUACUAUUUGUUGAAUUUCUAAUAAUGCUUUUUCAAUUAAUGUCCUACUUAAUGCCUCCUUUACGGCACGAGAUGAAUACCCUGGAAUUUUUUGUCUGGACUUUAAAAGUUUUUGUGGACUGCAUGCCGAGGAACAAAUCAAAAUGCUUUUGAUGUUUCAUUAAAAAUAUGAAAUUUUUAUUACCUUGCUUAAAGAAAAGACGACACCUAUCGAACAAGCAAAUAAAUUGUUUUUUUUUUCCGAUUUUCCAAAGAUCGAUUCGGCAAAGAUCGAUUCUUUGGUACCGAUUUAAUCAGUGGAUCGAUCGCUACGCCGUUUGGGAAAUCUAUUCGACAAGAUCGAUCUUUUUAUAAAGAUCGCCCAAUCCUAGCUUGGACCAAAGCUAUUUGGCAUGAUCCUCGCCAUCGCGUUGAUGGCCUUUGUCGCCUUCCCGCACGCAUAAUCGACUUGCUGGUUAAAGUUUAGCCGAUCGUCGAUCAUAACUCCGAGGUAUUUCACCGUCCGUCUCGAAGCGAUGGUAUGUCCUCCGACCGAGACUUCUGCCCGCAGCACUGCUUUGCGAUUGCUCAUUUACAGCACCUCGGUUUUGUGAUGUGCCAUCUUGAGCUUUACACUAUCCAUCCAGCUACUGAUCGUGUCCACUGCCUCCGUCGCCAACAUUUCCACUUCCUGGAGCGUCACGCCGAUUACCGUUGUUACGAUAUCGUCCGCGUAGCCCACAAUCUCCUCACCUUUGGGUAGCUCCAACCAUAGUACACCGUCGUACAUCGUUCCAAAGCGUUGGACCUAGGAUUGAACCUUGUGGAGCUCCCACCGAAAUGUUCUUCAGUAUCUGUCCCCUGUCUGUGUUGUAUACCAGGAUCCGAUUCUGGAAAUAACUCCUCAGUACCCUGUACAGGUAGCCAGGGACCUUCAAUCUGUGUAGCGUCUCGGCGAUGGCCUCCCAACUGGCGCUAUUGGCGCGUUCUUCACGUCGAUCAAAAUCACCGCGCAGUAACGAUCACCUCGUUUUUUUAAGCGAGACCUGAGCUUUCUCAAUAACUGUUCGAAUAGCGUCCACUGUCGACUUGCUUUUCCGGAACCCUGGAACUGCAUUUUCGAUAAUCCGUGAUCAUCCUUCGUGCAUUUCACCAGUCUGUUGAGAGUAACCCUCUCCAAGAGCUUUUCUGAAGUGUCCAGCAAACAAAUAUGCCUAUACUAUGCUAGAUCUUCAUGUGGCUUUCCUGGUUUCGGGAGCAGCACCAACUUUUGGAUCUUCCAUUUCGCAGGGAGGAGACCGUCAUCCAGGCAUUUCGGCAGCACCAUCCUGAACAUGUCGGGGAAAGCAAGGAUUGCCGGUUUCAAGGCCACGUUGGAGAUUCCGUCGGGGCCAGGGGCUUUUAUAAUCUUUAACAUUUUUGCCACCGCGAUGAGUUCUUCGUUGGUGACUUGCAGCUGUGCGUUCUCGGCUUCGUUCUCGCCAUACCACGGGUAGCCACGUCGGUGGGUCGUGCUGCGGAAAGAGUCCAUUCAGGAUGACCUUGAGCUUUUUCAGACAUAAUUCCAUGGGAGUCGUUGAACCACGGAGUUUCGCCAUCACGAUUCGAUAUGCUCCACCCCAAGGAUUUGCGUCGACGUCUCGACAAAGCUCCUAUAGCAGUUUGAUUUGCUCCUAUCUCCAAGCCAAGGCGGCUCUGAUCGCUCGGAACAACGCGCGGUGCUCCUCUCUUUCUACGUCCGUUCGUGCCCUCUGGACUCUUCUUCUGGCUCGUAGACAGUUAGCGCGGAGGAUACUGAGUGUCUCGUUCCACCAGUAGACUGGACGUCUUUUAUUCGUCGGGUUCAGUCUUCUCACCAUCGCUGUGUCGCAUGCCCUCACUAAUGUUCCUGUCAGUUCGUCGGUGCUCUGACUAGGAGUUCUGCUGUCUAUGCGUAAAGAUCCUUGUCAAAAACAUUUGUCUUCCACUUCCGCUCACAGCUUCUUGUUCUCAAUACCACCGCAGGAUUCCGUUGGCCGACACUACAUAGAAUUGCCUGGUGGUCGCUAUGUGUGUAUCCCUCCAAUACUCUCCAGUUUGUGUUUGUGAUCGACUGCAAAAAGGUUACAUCGAUGAUGGAUUCGCGGCCGUCCUUUCGAAAUAUGCUGCUGGUGCCUACGUUCAGAAGUGUAACGUCUAAUUUUGCGAAGGGUUCUAGUAGGCUGUAUUCCCUGGCCUGGCGUUGGUGCAUCUGCUUCCCCAUUCCUCAGCCCAAGCGUUGAAGUCUCCUCCGAUGAUGACUGAUUUUCGGUCGUUGAUUUUAUGCGUUAGUACCUCCAGCAUCUCGUGAAACUGCUCCGCUGACCAUGGAAGCUGUGCCAAACUCAUUCGCAUCGCCCGAAACGUACGUACUAUAGAUCCCUUUCCAGCAGACUUCCUGUAGUGCUACGAUGUCAAACUUGUCGUUCUUCAAUAAUUCGGAAAAUAUACGGAUACUUCUGAUGAAAUAACGAGAUCGGAAAUUCCACAUCCCAAUCCCCGCUAUCUCGUAGGAAAACUAUCGACCACAAGAACUGAGCAAAGACCCUCAUAGUGGCGCCAACUGGCUUAGAGGAGCUGUUUCCGGGGUUUUGUGGAAUUUCUGGGUUGUGGAUUGCCAUCUUAGUCUUUAGUCAUCAGGCACAAUUGCAGUGUAGAAUCCUCGGUAUCGCGUCGUUGAACUUUCCACAUACCAUUAUGACUAGAUCAUCAGCCAAACCCACGAAUUCGAAAACUUUUGCCUCUAAGCUUCUUAAAAGGUCAUCAACCACUAGUGACCAAAGGAGAGGUGAUAGAACCCCCCGCUGUUCCUGAAUCUUCUCUUGUUCAUCAGUGUUAUUUGAUAAAUGAAUGCUUUGAUCUUCAGAUAAUACGGCACAGGAAUACCUUCAGUUCUUAUUGAUUUGCGCGAAACUCGACUUCAUUGUUAUCAUUCAAUGAACAUUAUGAAAUUGCUCCAGUAUUCGUCCGUUCAUCAAAUUGACCUCUCUGUGUCUUCACACUCUGGUACGGACAAUUCUUCGGACACACUGUGUGUAUUCCCGAAAAAAUCGAGAAAGAAAAACGAGUGAGAUGAAUGUUCUUUGUAGAGAUUAUCAACUGAUACUAAACGAAACAAAAAAGAAAAUACACGAAUUUUAGCUAUUCCAAGAAUAGUGCCAUAAGAGAAAAGAGGUAUAGAAAACGAUAGAAAUUUAAAAUUAAAAACAAGAAAAAAUAAAAAAGAUAUUUUUCCAAUCGAAACCCUUUAUUUUUAAUUAUUCAUUAAGACGGAAAAAGCGAGAUUAGGAGAGCGCGAAAGAACGAAAGAGAAUCAAUGUGCUUUAUGAAGUAUACUAUUGAGAGAGAGGUAAACAUUAGAGAACGACAAAACAACGUAUAGAGUGUAUCACAUACUAGGCGAGGAAGGGUUUGGGAGCUAAAUUUUAUAUCUCACACCCAUUGUGGACAUGAUAGAAAAAAAAAAACGAUAAACACACAUACAACCAGAGUAGUUAGGCCAAAAAAAAAAAACAGAACAAGAAAAGGAUUUUAUAACGGUUCGGAAGGGUUUUUUGAAGAGUUAUUUUACUUAUAUCACGACUAGUAGCAGCGAAAGCAGAAAAAGAAGAAGCAAACGAUAUUUUCUUGUAGAGUUGAAUAUGAAAAAAGUAAUAUUUACUUGAAGGCUAAAAAAUAUCCUUCCUACUUAAUGAAUUUCAUUCAUCGGUUUCAUGGAAACGCCGUUAUACUGUAAACUAUACGAAGAAUUAAUUAUAAUAGUAGAGAUGAUUGAUCAACCUUUGCAUUGGAAGCCAGACAAACAAACGAAUAUAUAUAUAUAUAUAUAUAUAUAUAUAUAUAUAUAUAUAUAUAUAUAUAUAUAUAUAUAUAUAUAUAUAUAUAUAUAUAUAUAUAUAUAUAUAUAUAUAUAUAUAUAUAUGAUGGAUCCAUCAGUCAGUACUUAGGUAUCCAAAAAAAAUUGACUUAAAAUACAUAUACACAGCAGAACAAAGUAAAAAAAUAGAAAUGAGAGAAAAGAGUCAAUUUAUCAGCAUUUCUCAAGCACUGGAUUUGCUGGAUUGCAAAUAGAAUAAAUAUUGUAACUCUAUAGCAACUUCACCCGCAGUCAGAGCGAGAGAAAGGAAGCAUGACACUCAAGACGCUCCGACGAAAAACUAAAUUGCAUACCUGACACAAGUGAUGAUAAAUCAACUGUUUCAAUUACGAUCGGAAAUAAUUACCUACACCACAUUUUGAGAGCACGAUGAAGAGGACCAUCUUCAUCGAUCCACAAAAAGUGUUAAAACCCAAAAUUAGAAACAAGAGAAAAUUUAGGAGACACUUUAUAUUUACUGAGAGUUCAUACACAAACACACGCGUAUACAUACCCCUUGUGUACCCCAUGGGAAUGUGAGUAAAGAAAAUUUAAAUAAUGAAUAUGAAAAAACAUACGUCCAAAGACUUACUUAGCAGGAAACGACGAGGGAAGGUGUCUUACAUAUCCCCGCCACACACACACAAACCGACACAUUUGAAAAA
Messenger RNA from Toxorhynchites rutilus septentrionalis, 10837 nucleotides. It is a transcript of the gene Stat92E, whose product is annotated as signal transducer and transcription activator. Lineage: Eukaryota; Metazoa; Arthropoda; Insecta; Diptera; Culicidae. The record is from RefSeq and is a predicted model, not a curated record. Gene Ontology annotation, biological process: regulation of cell population proliferation; cell surface receptor signaling pathway via JAK-STAT; defense response. Bases 526 to 2838 code for a protein of 770 amino acids. The transcript is spliced from 9 exons. Gene Ontology annotation, molecular function: RNA polymerase II cis-regulatory region sequence-specific DNA binding; DNA-binding transcription factor activity, RNA polymerase II-specific.